Messenger RNA from Vicia villosa (hairy vetch), 4282 nucleotides. Its product is annotated as transcription elongation factor SPT6 homolog. Gene Ontology annotation, molecular function: nucleosome binding; nucleic acid binding; histone binding. The record is from RefSeq and is a predicted model, not a curated record. The transcript has 11 exons. Gene Ontology annotation, biological process: transcription elongation by RNA polymerase II; nucleosome organization; mRNA transcription by RNA polymerase II. Bases 46 to 3981 code for a protein of 1311 amino acids. NCBI's taxonomy places the organism in Eukaryota, Viridiplantae, Streptophyta, Magnoliopsida, Fabales, Fabaceae. Gene Ontology annotation, cellular component: transcription elongation factor complex.
AGAAACUGUGAAUAUUUUGAAAAAGUUAGGGUUUCGCUUGAUGAAAUGGAUGAAGAUAGAGUGAAGAUCGAUGAAAUGGAAGAAGAUGAAUCAUCAGAACUGAAGAAGAUGAAGAAAACGAGAAAGUAUCUUCUCGAUGAAGAUGAUUAUGAUCUGUUGCGUGAGAAUAAUAACGAAAGCUUCAAAAAAUUCAAACGUCUUAAAAAGAAUGCUCAACACAAUCAAGUACUAUUUUCAGGAGACUUCGGGGAUGAUUUGGACGAAACCGACUUUGUAGAUGAGAUUGACGAUUUUGUUGUGGAUUCUUUUACUCCCGUUCGCACUUUGUGCGAACCACAAGUGUCUUCAUCAGCUUUACGAGAAGCUCGAGAGUUAUUUGGUGAUGUCGAUGAGUUGCUUUUGGCUCGCGAUCAUGUUCGAGGAACAAAUGAUUUUAGAGAGACUAGACUUGAAGAUGAUUUUGAGCCUAUUGUUCUCUCUGACAAAUAUAUGACUCAGAACGAUCACCGCAUUAGGGACCUCGACAUUCCGGAGAGAAUGCAGAUAUCCGAGGAGAGUACCGGUGCUCCUUCACUUGAUGAAAGUAGUAUAGAUGAAGAGGGUCGGUGGAUAGUUACUCAACUAAAACAUGGGGAAGUCCCUUGGAUUUAUAAGAAAGAUUCAAGGGAGGAGCUACCAGUUGACAAGGAUGAUAUUGUUAGAUUUUUGAAACUGCAUCAUGUGCAAAAUUUAGAUAUUCCUUUUAUUGCCAUGUAUCGGAAAGAGGAGUGUUUAAGCUUAUUGAAAGAUCUUGAUCAACAUGAAGCUGGUGAUGAUGAUAAUUGGGAUAAGAAUAACAAGACACCUACUCUAAAAUGGCACAAGAUACUUUGGGCUCUACAGGACCUGCACAGGAAGUGGUUGCUUCUUCAGAAGCGGAAGAGUGCCCUCCAUUUAUACUACAAUAAACGGUUUGAGCAAGAGUCGCGUUGUGUAUGUGGGGAAACAAGACGAAACUUGAAUAGGAAAUUGUUUGAAUCAGUAAUGAGAUCAUUGAAGGAGGCAGAAUCAGAGACAGAGGUUGAUGAUGUUGACUUCAAGUUCAAUUUGCAUUUCCCACCAGGUGAAGUGGGUGUUGAUGAGGGACAGUACAAAAGGCCAAAACGGAAGUCAAUGUAUAGCACUUUCAGCAAGGCGGGUAUGUGGGAGGUUGCAAACAGGUUUGGGUGUAGUUCUGAGCAACUUGGAUUAUGUAUGUCAGUAGUUAUGCUGCCUGAGUGGGAAGAUCCAAAGGAAACACCAGAAGAGGUGGCUUCUAACUUCACAUGUGCUAUGUACGAUACACCUGAAGAAGUACUUAAAUGUGCUAGGCACAUGACGGCUGUUGAGAUAAGUUGUGAGCCUAGCAUUAAGAAACAUGUUCGUUGGUGCUUUUCUGACCAUGCUGUUGUGUCAACCUCCCCUACUGCUGAUGGAAAUAUAACCAUGGAUUCCUUCCAUCAGUUUUCUGCGGUGAAGUGGCUGCGAGAAAAGCCUUUGUUUAAAUUUGAAGAUGUCCAGUGGCUCCUUAUACAGAAGGCAGAAGAAGCCAAACUCAUUCAAGUUACUAUUAAGCUUCCCGAUGAGUAUCUUAACAAGUUAAUAGACCAAUUCAACGAGUAUUAUGUUAGUGAUAGUGUUAGCAUAUCUGCUCAACUGUGGAAUAAACAGAGGAAGCUGAUACUGCAGGAUGCAAUUUUUCGAUUUCUGUUACCAUCAAUGGAAAAAGAAGCAAGAGGUGUCUUAGCAACCAAAGCAAAGCAUUGGGUACUGAUGGAGUAUGGGAAGGCCUUGUGGAAUAAGGUUUCUGUGGGGCCUUAUCAACAGAAUGAAAAUGAUCUUAGCCCGGAUGAUGAGGCUGCUCCUAGGGUCAUGGCCUGCUCUUGGGACCUUGGAAAGCCACAAACAACUUUUGUCAUGUUAGAUUCGUCGGGAGAAGUGCAAGAUGUGCUAUACACCGAGUCACUUACUUUAACGUCACAGGUUGUCAAUGACCAGCAAAGGAAAAAGAAUGACGAGAAACGACUGUCGAAGUUUAUAACAGAUCACCAACCACAUGUUGUUGUUUUAGGAGCAGCUAAUUGGCCUUGCACUCGUUUGAGAGAAGUUAUAUAUGAGGUUAUUUUUAAGAUGAUCGAGGAAAAUCCUAGAGAUGUUGUGCCUGACAUGCUCAACAUUGUGUAUGGUGAUGAAUCUCUGCCUCGUCUUUAUGAAAAUUCUCAAAUUUCUUCUGAACAACUUCCUUCACAGCAGCUAGGUAUAGUGAGGCGGGCUGUUGCUCUUGGUAGAUUUCUCCAGAACCCAUUGGCAAUGGUUGCAGCAUCAUGUGGGCCCAGAAAGGAAAUAUUGUCAUGGAAGCUGAGCCCUUUGGAGAGAUUUCUCAACCCAGAUGAUAAAAUUGAAAUGAUUGAGCAGGUUAUGGUAGAUGUGACCAAUCAGACUGGCUUAGACAUUAAUUUAGCAAUAAGUCAUGAAUGGUUAUUUGCUCCAUUACAAUUUAUUUCGGGGCUUGGUCCACGGAAGGCUGCAACCUUGCAGAGAUCGCUGGUAAGAGCCAGCUCAAUUUAUUCCCGGAAGGACUUUUUUACAGAACACCAACUUGGUAAAAAAGUGUUUGUCAAUGCAGUUGGUUUCUUGCGUGUCCGGCGGAGUGGAUUGGCUGCUAGUAGUAGCCAAUUUAUUGAUUUGCUGGAUGAUACACGAAUUCAUCCAGAAUCCUAUAUUCUUGCACAGGAGUUGGCCAAAGAUGUGUAUGAUGAGGAUGGCAAAGAUGAUGCAAAUGAUGAUGAUGCCCUAGAGAUGGCCAUAGAACAUGUUAGAGAUCGACCUAGUUGUUUGAAAAACCUGGAUGUUGAGGAAUAUGCUGCUGGAAAAUUUCGUCAAGACAAAAUUAAAAUUUUCUAUGAUAUUAAAAGAGAAUUGAUUCAAGGGUUUCAGGAUUGGCGUAAGCAAUAUGAAGAACCAAGUAAGGAUGAGGAGUUUUAUAUGAUUUCAGGUGAGACUGAAGAGACUCUUGCUGAAGGUAAAAUGGUCCAGGUUACCGUUCGCCGAGUUCAAGCCCAGAAAGCAAUAUGUGGGCUUGAAUCUGGAAUUACUGGAAUCCUUAUGAAAGAAGACUUUGCAGAUGACUGGAGAGAUAUAACUGAAUUAUCUGAUAGGCUACAUGAAGGUGACACUCUCACUUGUAAAAUCAAGUCAAUCCAAAAUAGCAGGUAUCAAGUCUCCCUUGUCUGUAAAGAAAGUGAAAUGAGAAGUGAUCGGUUACAGAACAAUCAUGAAGUUGAUCCCUAUUACCAUGAAGACCGGAGCUCCUUGCCGAGUGAGCAAGACAAAACUCAGAAAGAAAAGGAGAGUGCGGAAAAGUAUUUCAAGCCAAGGAUGAUUGUUCAUCCACGAUUUCGGAACAUCACGGACGAAGAAGCAAUUGAGUUUUUGUCAAACAAGGAACCCGGUGAAAGUAUUUUUCAUCCUCAUUCCCGAUGUCCUUCCUACCUAAAUUUGACUCUUAAAAUUCAUGAUGGAGUAUAUGCCCAUAAGAAAAUAGUCGAAGGCAGAAAGAAACUCGAGGAUAUCAAAAACUCACUUCAAACCGGAAAGACAUUUAAAAUUGGAGACGACAUUUUUGAGGAUUUAGAUGAGGUUAUGGACCGAUAUGUUGAUCCUUUGGUUACUCACUUAAAGACAAUGUUAAAUCAUCGCAAGUUCAGGACAGGUAUGACAACAGAAGUUGACAAACUUUUGAGGUUUGAAAAGGCGGAGAAUCCCAUGCGCAUAGCUUAUGGUUUUGGCGUCUCUCUUAAACAUCCUGGCACAUUUUUAUUGACUUACAUCAGAAGUAGUAAUCCACAUCAUGAGUACAUUGGUCUUUACCCCCAAGGAUUCAUGUUCCGCAAAAAGAUGUUCAAGGAUAUUGACAGGCUUGUGGCAUAUUUUCAAAGACACAUCGACGAUCCACAAAAAUGAUUCAGCAUCUUCCAUUAGAAAUGUAGAUGCAAUGGUGUCAAUAUGAAACCCUGCAAUUGGUGGCUCAUCAAGGGGCAUCUCUGGGUAGUGGUUAGGGUGGUUCUCAUUUGAUAUGGUUCCGUGUAAAAAAUACUUCUGCAAAGGUUUGUUUAGUCUUGAAAUGUGCUCUAACUCUAAUGAGCCUCAAAGUCUAACUCAGUUAAUUUUUUUUGUAACCAAAAACAUACACUAUUUGUCAUUACAGUAAACAUCAUUCAUUGUUAUUAACCCAUCUACGACGUUCAUGUCUUUCGACUAGGAA